Messenger RNA from Camelina sativa (false flax), 963 nucleotides. NCBI's taxonomy places the organism in Eukaryota, Viridiplantae, Streptophyta, Magnoliopsida, Brassicales, Brassicaceae. The record is from RefSeq and is a predicted model, not a curated record.
AUGAGGACUAUGAUCGGACUAUCAGAUCUUCAUGAGACGAAGACGGGAAGUAUAAAAGCACCAAACACCAUCACCGAGGACAGUUAUGACCUAGAUGGGGAGAAUUUUGGUCAGGAAACAACUACCGAGCAACCACCAAUCAAAUCAGCAACUCCACUCAAUCCGGCACCCGAUCAGACUACUCGUGUUCCUGAUCGGGUUGACCCUCGGAUACAAACAAACCCUCCUAAUAAGACAAGUGACGAAAAGAAGAAGGAAAAACGCUUUAUUCCCCCGCCUUACAAGCUGUCUCUACCAUUUCCUGAGAGGUUUUGCAAAGAACUUCUACAGAAAUACAAGGCAUUGUUUGACAAACAGAUGAAGAAACUUGAGCUUCAUAUGCCUAUAAUGGAUGCCUUUGCCCUCAUACCUCCAUACCAGAAAUUCUUGAAAGCUACAGUGAUGGAGAGGAUCAAGCAAGUCCAAGGGAUAGUCAUACUUAGCCACGAGUGUAGUGCCGUUAUUCAAAGAACAGUCUCCCCCAAGAAACUUGGCGAUCCAGGAUCGUUUACUCCUCCAUGUUUAAUAGGACCAUUGUCGUUCGAAAAACACCUUUACGAUUUGGGAGCAUCAGUCAGCCUCAUGCCACUAAUUGUAGCCAAACGGUUGGGAUUUAAGAAUUUCAAACCUAGUGAUAUACAGUUAAUUAUGGCAGAUAAAUCUGUAAGCCUACCACAUGGGGUGUUGGAGGAUCUGCCAGUUAAGGUGGGAUCUGUAGAAGUGCCAACUGAUUUUGUGGUCUUGGAAAUUGAUGUGGAACCAAAGAAUCCUUUGAUCCUGGGAAGACCAUUCUUAGUCACGACAGGAACGAUGAAAGAUGUGAAGAACGGGAAGAUUUAUUUGACCCUUGGAAAGGGUUUCACCAUGAAUUUUGAUAUUCAGGACGCCAUGAAAAAACCCACUAUAGCUGGCCAAACUUUCUAG